Messenger RNA from Letharia columbiana, 939 nucleotides. RefSeq lists its product as uncharacterized. The transcript is spliced from 3 exons. Lineage: Eukaryota; Fungi; Ascomycota; Lecanoromycetes; Lecanorales; Parmeliaceae. Gene Ontology annotation, molecular function: aldose reductase (NADPH) activity. The coding region runs from base 1 to 939 and encodes 312 amino acids. The record is from RefSeq and is a predicted model, not a curated record. Gene Ontology annotation, cellular component: cytosol.
AUGGCAAGCCUCCACACCAAACAGAAGCUCAACACAGGCGCUGAAAUCCCGGCCGUUGGCUUCGGAACCUGGCAAGAUGCUGGCGCCCAAGAAGACGCCGUCACCGAAGCCCUGAAAGCAGGCUAUCGACACAUUGACACAGCUCGUAUCUACGGCACCGAGCCCGCCGUCGGUGCUGCCAUCAAAAAAUCUGGUAUCCCUCGCUCUGAGAUCUUCAUCACGACUAAGCUGUGGAACAAUAGCCACCACCCUGACGAUGUGGAGUCCGCCCUUGAUGCUUCCCUCAAAGACCUGGGCACAGACUACCUAGAUCUCUACCUCAUGCACUGGCCUUCUCCCUUCGCCCGAGGCGAUACCCUCAUGCCCAAGAAAAACGACAAGAUUGAAACAGGCGACACGGACUACGUUGACACAUGGAACGCUAUGGAGAAAACUCUCAAGAGUGGCAAGACAAAGGCAAUCGGCAUCUCCAACUUCAGCAAAGCAGAGCUCGAGCGCCUCCUCAAAGAAACCACCGUCGUCCCCGCGGCGCACCAAAUCGAAUGCCACCCCUGGCUGCAACAGCAAUCAUUCGCCGCAUUCCACAAGAGCAAAGGCAUCCACAUACAACAAUAUUCGCCCUUUGGCAAUCAAAACGCUAUCUACAGCUCCGGCAAGGACAUGGGAAAGUUGAUCGACGACCCAACUAUUACCGAGAUUGGCAAGAAGUACGGCAAGAAUGGCGCGCAGGUUGCUUUGGCGUGGGGGAUCGCCCACGGACACAGUGUGUUGCCGAAGAGCAAGACGCCCGAGAGGAUUCGAAGCAAUCUGGCGGGAGAUUUCAAGCUGGAGAAGGAGGAUUUGGAUAAGCUCAACACGAUCGAUAAGAAGCUUCGUUUCAAUGACCCGUCGGGGAAUUUCGGCUGGAACUUCUACACCGAUCUGGAUGGGAAGAAUUGA